AAAUAUUGUAAACUGUUGUAAACGAUCAUAGAACAACUUCAUUCAGGACAUUGAUUUUGUUGAAAAGCAAUUGUCAUGGCAUCUGAAAGAUAUAGUUUUUCUUUAACAACAUUCAGUCCAUCAGGUAAACUCGUACAAAUCGAGUAUGCUUUGGCUGCUGUUGCUGCUGGUGCACCAAGUGUUGGUAUAAAAGCAUCAAAUGGAGUUGUACUUGCAACAGAGAAUAAACACAAGUCAAUACUUUAUGAUGAGCAUAGUCUUAAUAAAGUUGAAAUGAUAACCAAACAUAUUGGAUUUGUAUACAGUGGUAUGGGACCAGAUUAUCGUUUAUUGGUUAAACAAGCUAGAAAAAUGGCACAACAAUAUUUUUUGGUUUAUGAUGAACCAAUUCCAACUGCUCAACUUGUACAAAGAGUUGCUAUGUUGAUGCAAGAAUAUACACAAUCUGGAGGUGUCAGACCAUUUGGUGUAUCAUUAUUGAUUGUUGGUUGGGACAAUGGUAAACCAUAUCUAUUUCAAUGUGAUCCAUCUGGUGCUUAUUUCGCUUGGCGUGCAACAGCUAUGGGAAAAAAUUUUAUUAAUGGUAAAACUUUCCUUGAAAAACGUUACAGUGAAGAUCUUGAACUUGAUGAUGCUGUUCAUACAGCAAUUUUAACAUUGAAAGAAGGUUUUGAAGGUCAAAUGACUGCUGAUAAUAUUGAAGUUGGAAUUUGUGAUGCCAAUGGCUUUAGACGACUUGAUCCAUCACAUGUUAAAGAUUAUCUUGCAAAUAUUCCUUAAAUUAUUGAGUCUAUUAUUUUUACAUAACAUGCAAAAAAUAAGCAGAUAUGUUUUUUUUUUUUUUAUAUAUAAUUAAACCGUAAUACAACGGAAAUUUCAAGGUUCAUAUAAAUUUGAAAUAAAUACUUUCUUCACAAUAAUUAUAAA
Aphidius gifuensis is the source of this 927-nucleotide messenger RNA. RefSeq names its product proteasome subunit alpha type-2 (gene Prosalpha2). Gene Ontology annotation, biological process: ubiquitin-dependent protein catabolic process. The record is from RefSeq and is a predicted model, not a curated record. Gene Ontology annotation, cellular component: proteasome core complex; proteasome core complex, alpha-subunit complex. The transcript is spliced from 3 exons. Lineage: Eukaryota; Metazoa; Arthropoda; Insecta; Hymenoptera; Braconidae. The coding region runs from base 76 to 780 and encodes 234 amino acids.